Colletes gigas is the source of this 3780-nucleotide messenger RNA. RefSeq lists its product as uncharacterized. The transcript has a single exon. Gene Ontology annotation, molecular function: nucleic acid binding. The record is from RefSeq and is a predicted model, not a curated record. Bases 1 to 3780 code for a protein of 1259 amino acids. Gene Ontology annotation, biological process: DNA integration. NCBI's taxonomy places the organism in Eukaryota, Metazoa, Arthropoda, Insecta, Hymenoptera, Colletidae.
AUGACGGUCGGCGGGCUAGGUAGAGCGGUCAGCUCUAUACAAUCGACGGCACAGGUAGCCGUGUCAUCCAGACACAAUAGUUUUCGUACCAACGUCUCAUGUUUCGUUCUAAAAACCAUCACCGAAGACAUGCCGAAUGUCCUGAUUGAUCGGACGAGCACGGCGACUCCACCGGGGAUGCAAUUAGCUGAUCCAAACUUUGCCAAAUCAAAGCAAAUUGACCUGCUGAUAGGCGCAGGACUCUUCUGGCAGCUCCUCUGUGUCGGACAGCAGAAAGCUGGGACAGGAGGCUUGAUUUGGCAAAAGACGAGAUUCGGUUGGGUUUUGGGAGGACAGUUAAACUCACUAGACGAUAGAACACGAAUUAGCACUUGUCACGUGAUAUCAAACGAACAACUAAAUAAUAGCCUAGCGCGAUUUUGGGAAUUAGAAACUGUAGCAUUAGACAAAGACAGACCGUUGACCGACGCGACGAACGACGCCGAACAACACUUUCGACGGACGACACGACGCGACGAUGACGGCCGAUAUUUAGUUAGCAUCCCAUUCACAAAUAACAUCGACCAGUUAGGGGAUUCGAGAGCUCAAGCUGAAACAAGGUUCGCAGCCAUUGAGCGGAAAUUAGCAAGGCAACCCGAGUUACGCCAAGAAUACGUCUCCUUCAUGCACGAGUAUGAACGGCUCGGACAUAUGACCCGACGUGACACCGCGACAACUAGCAAUACCCUUGGAUUCUACCUGUCGCAUCAUGCCGUUUUCAAGGCAUCUAGCACCACGACUAGAGUUAGAAUAGUUUUUGACGGAUCGGCAAAAACGUCAUCGGGCCUGUCACUAAAUGACGUACAGCUAGUAGGGCCGACCGUACAAGACGACCUAUUUUCCAUCAUAGUUCGAUUUAGAAAGCACAGAUUUGUAUUGUCUGCAGAUGUAGAGAAGAUGUAUCGCCAAGUGCUCGUCCGACCAGAGGAUCGGAAAUACCAACGUAUUCUUUGGCGUCCGUGUGUUGACGGUCCGAUCAACACGUACGAACUGAAUACGGUGACGUACGGCACAUCUUCGGCCCCAUUUUUAGCCACUCGCGUCUUACACCAGAUAGGUUUAGAAUGUGCAAAUCAAUCGCCUCUAGCAAGUCGUGCGAUAAUUCAUGAUUUUUACGUAGACGACUUGCUAACAGGAUGCGAGACAGCAAAGGAAACACAGGCAUUAAAGGAACAGCUCACACAAGUAUUAGGGCAAGCAGGGCUUCAGUUACGAAAGUGGGCAUCAAACAAGCCCGAAAUCUUGCGUAACCGAAGUACCACAGAGAAGGAAAUCAAAUCACCCGAAAGGGAUCCAAAAACAUUGGGUUUGAUAUGGCUCUCUGGUCCAGACGAGCUUCGGUUCUCGGUCAGAGAGCCAAUUUUGAAUCGCAUCACUAAACGCACCAUACUUUCGGAAAUCGCUCAGGUGUUCGAUCCACUCGGCUUAAUCGGUCCCGUAAUUACAAAGGCCAAGAUUUUGAUGCAAAGCUUGUGGCAGCUGCAGUUAGGUUGGGAUGAAGGUAUAGACCAAGAUCUUCAUACUCAAUGGUCAAAGUUUCGUACAGAAUUGAAUCAGGUCAAAGAAAUAGAAAUACCGCGCCGUGUAAUAUGCGACAACGCAAGGUCAAUAGAACUGCACGGGUUUUCGGACGCGUCGGAAAAGGCCUACGGUGCGUGCAUCUACCUGCGGUCGCUCGACGAGACCGGCAGGUACACGGUGCGAUUGCUUUGUGCCAAAUCUCGGGUAGCUCCAUUGAAGGCAACCACCCUUCCGCGGCUAGAAUUGUGCGGAGCCCUUUUGCUAGCUCAACUAGUUAAACGAGUCCGACACGCGCUACAAUUAAAAAUCGAUUGCGAACAUUAUUGGUCAGACUCCACAAUAGCCCUAGCCUGGAUCAGAGGUCAACCGAAUCGUUGGAAGACUUUCGUGGCGAACCGCGUGUCAGAAAUUCGCCAAUCGACAUCAAUAGACAACUGGCACCACGUGGCUUCGGUAGACAACCCUGCCGACAUGAUAUCACGAGGCACCGAUCCCACUACAUUAAGGUUUACACACCUUUGGUGGUCUGGCCCAUCGUGGCUCUUGCAUGAACAGCCCGAAUGGCCUUCAAUCGAGCCAACCCCACACACAAUGCCGGAAGAAGUUACACGCGUCCUUGGUCAUGUCGCAACAUCUAAUUGCCCGACGGACAUCCUUUGUCGAUUUUCGUCGUACUCAAAGCUUAUUCGAAUCGUAGACUACUGCAGGAAGUUCCUAGAUCGGCUGAAAUCCAAGACGAGUGAAAAAAAUCAAAUUACCGCCGUACAACCUAACAUCAUAAAUUCACCCCAAACAUUUUUAACGGCUCGCGAACUAGCUUUGUCCGAAGAAACAAUAGUUAAACUCGUACAGCAAGAGUGUUUCGGCAAGGAAAUCAGCGAUCUACGAGCAACCAAACCGCUGACACAAACUAGCAAGAUCAUAUCACUGAAUCCAUUUCUAGACGCAAAGGGUUUGCUCAGGGUGGGCGGGAGACUCGAAAACGCUCCCAUAAUUUACAAUCAGAAACACCCAUUGAUUCUACCCUCGGAUCACCCAGUAACAAAUUUAAUUGUAGCUUAUGAACACUGCCGAUUGCUCCACGCGGGGUGUCAGCUCACCAGCGCAUCAUUGCGCAACCGUUUUUGGAUAGUAGCUUGUAAGCGCGUAGUAAGGAAAACAAUACACAGAUGCAUUCGUUGCUUCCGAACGAAACCAACCGGCAUAAACCCGAUCAUGGGAAACUUGCCUGCAACUCGGGUGACUCCCGCUCGACCAUUCGCUACCUGCGGAGUCGAUUAUGCCGGUCCGUUGUUAAUAAAGGAACGCGGGCGUGCUCGCACCGCACACAAGGCCUAUCUUUGCAUUUUUGUAUGCUUCGUUACCAAGGCCGUUCAUAUAGAAUUAGCAACGGAAUUAAGCACCGACGCCUUCCUCAACUGUCUUAAUCGGUUUAUAGCUCGUAGGGGACGGAGUCACUGUAUUUAUUCAGACAACGGUCGAAACUUCAUUGGGGCACGGAAUAAUCUUAAUGAAUUAGGAGUAUUACUUAACAAUAAAGAACACCACGCCAAAAUAGGAAAGGCACUAGCACAAGAACAAAUACAGUGGCACCUGAUCCCACCGCAUGCGCCACACUUCGGGGGUCUAUGGGAGAGUGCUGUCAAAUCAGCAAAACAACACCUCAGACGGAUAAUAGGGGAACAGCGCCUCACGUACGAGGAGCUGUACACCAUACUAGCACAGAUCGAAGCAUGCUUAAAUUCCCGUCCUCUUCAUCCUCUCUCUUCAGAUCCCAAUGAUCUCACUCCUCUCACUCCUGGCCAUUUUCUAAUCGGAGAUGCAUUAACCGCCCUGCCGCAACAGGACCUACUGCCUCUCAAACAAAAUCGGCUAAACCGUUAUCAGCUAGUCCAACAGAUGCUGCAACACUUCUGGAAGCGUUGGCAGCAGGAGUAUCUGCACCAUCUCCAGCAACGGCAGAAAUGGAGGCUUAAUUCACCAACCAUAGUAAAGACAGGUGCUGUCGUGGUCGUACGGGAAGACAACAUCCCACCAUUACGCUGGCGUCUUGGGAGAAUUAUCGAGCUCCAACCAGGUACCGAUGGGAUAGUCCGGGUGGUGUCCAUCAAGGUGUCUGAUGGCAUCAUCAAGAGGCCGGUGACAAGAAUCUGCCUCUUGCCGCCGGCAGAGGAAGAAGACGCUGCGGAAACUACCCGCGGCCCCACCGUUAGCAUUUAA